This is a messenger RNA of Closterium sp. Yama58-4, 2286 nucleotides long. Lineage: Eukaryota; Viridiplantae; Streptophyta; Zygnematophyceae; Desmidiales; Closteriaceae. The record is from the annotation of a GenBank genome assembly.
AUGCCGCUGAGGCUCUUGAAACUGCCCUUCCCUAUGAGGCUCAUGAACUUCGUUGCUCCUGCAACUGAACCCUGGUACGUCGCCCAGAUGCCUGCCGCCCACUCCGUUGAGAUUGUUGAUGCCUCAGUCCAUCCGGUUGCAUUUGCUGCCGCUCAUCCCCUUCAUGGGCCCUAUCCUCUUCCUCCCCCCCGUCCAACUGCCGCUCCCCUUGCCCCUGGUGGUGCCCAUCUCCUCGAUGCUGCCUCUGCCCUUCUUGCUGCCCAGUCCCUUCCUGCUGCCAAGAAUCUUGCAGCUGCUGAGUCCCUUGGUGCCUAUUCCCUCCCUGCCGCCCAAUCCAUUGCUGCUGCCCAGUCCCUAGCUGUUCCUCAGUCCCUAGCUGCUGCCCAGUCCUUUCCUGUCGCCCAAUCCCAUCCUGCUGACCUCGGUUUUGGUGUCGCCCAGUCCCUAGCUGCUGCCCAAUCCCUUGCUGCGGCCCAGUCCCUUGCUGCUGCCGAAAAUCUUGCAUCUGCCAAGCCCCUUGCUGCCUCCUCCCUCUCUGCUGCCCAAUCCGUUGCUGCUGCCCAAUUCGUUGCUCCUGCCCAGCCCCUUGCUGCUGCUCACUCCCUUCAUGCCACCCUGUCCCUUGAUGCUGCCCAGUCCCUUGAUGCUGCUCAGUCCCUUGCUGCUGCCCAGUCCCUUGCUGCUGCCCAGUCCCUUGCUGCUGCCCAGUCCCUUGCUGCUGCCCAGUCCCUUGCUGCCUAUUCCCUCCCUGCUGCCCAGUCCCUUGCUGCUGCCCAAUCCCUUGCUGCUCUCGCCAGCAGUGAGACGGCGGCGGCGCUAUUGGCGCGGGUACGGGCGCGCGGAGAGGCGCGGGGGAGAGCGCGGACGGGGUUCAGCGUGGUGGACGAGCACCGGGGAGUGGCGGAGGGGGGCAGCGGGGGAGUGGCGGAGGUGGUGGGCGGCAGUGGUAGCGGCAAGACGGAAGUGCUCAUGAGGCUGGCGGCCGCGCAUCUCCUGCCACUCCCUCCACGCCCCGCCCGCCCACCUGCCGCUGGCGGUGCUCAUGAUAACAACAGCAGCGGGUGGGGCCGAUGGGGAGUGGGAGCGGGCGCGGGCGCGGUGGUGGUGUACAUGGACCUCGACGCGCGCUUCCCCUCGCCGCGCUUCCUGCACCUGCUGCACGCCCGCGCCAUGCAGUGCGUGGGAGAAGCCGUGGAGGGCUCGCCAGCACACGCAUGCGAGCAGCACCAGCAGCAGCGGCGCGUGGAGGGGUUGGUGCAAGCAGCGCUGCGUCGCUUCCAUCUGCUGCCGUGCCGCAACACAUGCCACUGGCUCGCAUGCCUCAAGUCCGUGUCGUCCUUGCUGCCCGCGUGGCGUGCACAGCAGCGCGAGCACCCCCCUGCCGUGGGCAGCAUGGGUGCAGGGGUGACUGCAGGCGUGGGGGAAGGGGCCAAUGAUGGCCAGGCGGUGGAGAGAAUGGAGGCCGUGGGGGCAGGCGAGGCGAGUGGGGUGCAGGGCGAGCAGGGAGUGGAUGCAGGGGAUGUGGCAGUGGGGGCAGAUGUGGGUGCAGGCAUCGGGGCCUUCUACUGGUUGGACCGGGCUGUUCCUCCUGCCCACGCACCAAGCGACCAUGGAGGCAAGCUGCUGACGUGGGUGACGGCGGCAGAGGUGGCAGCGCGGGAGCUGCAGCAGCUGUCGCAGUGGCACGGGGUGGCCGUGGUUGCUGCCCGCACCGCCAUCUUUGGUGCUCGCUCCCUGCCCCCUGCUGCCGCCGCUGCCGCUGCUGCUGCACGUGAGCCAUCCAGUGCGCCAGGGGAUGCUGCUGCCCCCGUGCUGCCACUGCAUGUGCCCCCACGCGAGUACAUGCCUGCUGCAUGGCAGGCCAUUGUCUCGCACCGCCUCUCCCUUGCGGGCCCUUUUUCGCCCUCUGACCCUCUCCAACCUUCCCAGUCCCAUUGUGCUCCCAGUCAGUCGCUGCCACUUUCAUCCAUGUCCUUCUCUCCUCGCCUUCUCAUCACCACCUGCAUGCGCCUGCUAUCUUCCCUCAUCACAAUCCUCCUCUUCAAGAGCCCUGUCCUGCACACUCAGCUCAACACUGCUGUCAUGCACGCCCUGCCAGCUCUCUUCUCCGCGUGCUGGAUGUGCCCAUCGCAAGCAGCGCAUGCACACCUGCCCGCGCAUGCCCGCCAGGGGAGCAGAGUGCCUGUGUGCGCGCAAAGGGAGCACGCCGCUGCAGACAUGGCGCCCACACACCCUGUCUGCACGCUCUUCCACAUCACUCAGGCUGGCCCAUGCUCCCUACCAUGA